Molecule: messenger RNA, 3134 nt
Organism: Trichomycterus rosablanca
Lineage: Eukaryota; Metazoa; Chordata; Actinopteri; Siluriformes; Trichomycteridae
Gene: malt2
Product: MALT paracaspase 2
Exons: 17
Coding region: 90-2483 (797 amino acids)
Biological process (GO): proteolysis
Molecular function (GO): cysteine-type endopeptidase activity
Source: RefSeq, a predicted model, not a curated record
CUUAACUUCUCCGUGUUUGAUUUGCGAGUAAAGCGUCUUCCGGGAAGAGCCGCUUCAGCAGCUCAGGACACUGACGACACACUGCUGUGAUGGACGACUGGAAUUUGGGUUUGGGGACCCUCAGUGAGGUGGCUCUUACCAGACUUGCAGAGAUGCUGGACAAUGCAAGGUGUGGGUGGAGACAACUGGCGAAAGCGGUCGAAGAGCAGCCGCGGUUCCAGUACAGCGAGAAGGAGCUGACCAGCUGCUCUCUGCAGGUCCUCAGUGCCCGGGGCAGCCCUGGCAGAUACCUGCUGGCCCUGCUGGCUGACAGGCAGUGCCCGCUGGCGUUCCUGUUGCAGUGCCUCACGAGAAUCGAGCACCACGAGGCCGCCAACUUUCUCACUGCAUGUGUGGUGCCAAUAGAGAUCGUGGAACAACCGCAGGGGUUGCAGGUACCAGAGGGCAGCGCCGUAACACUGAGCUGCAAAGCUGUCGGCCCUCCAGGACUCAACUACCAAUGGUUCAGGAGAGAAGAUGAGGUGCCAGGUGCCACCUUAUCAGAGCUGAUUCUGAAUCCGGCUCAGGAAGGUCACUACAUCUGCCGCGUCAAUGCCGGGGACAAGUGUGUGUUUAGCAAGUGGGCUUAUGUGCGAGUACUCAGAUCUGCUAGUUCAGGCUCUGUGAUCUUUCCUUCAUCGGUCAGUGGACUGUGUGUAAUAAAACAUCCCAGGGCUCAGGCUCUGUCUGAGGGGGAUGUCCUCUUUCUGGAAUGUUCUGCCCAGGCUAAUCCUCCUUCCCAGUUUCAGUGGUACCACAAUAAUCAGCCACUGGCAAAGGCUAACAGAGACUUCUUAAAGAUUCCUUGUGUAACGACAGCAGAUCGAGGCGUCUACAGCUGCAGAGCGUACAACCUUUAUCAUGAGAUAUGGAGCGAGCCGAUCUUAGUAGAAAUUGGUCCAGGAUCCUGCACUGAGACCUCUUGGCAGCCAGAGGUUCAAAAUCCAGUCAGCGCUCCCAGACAGAUGGGGGAUAUUUUUGCAACAGACAAGGUGGCGCUGCUGAUGGGAAAUAUGAACUACAAGCACCACCGGGAGCUCAGAGCGCCGAUGGCUGACGUGUAUGAGCUGAGUAACCUGCUGCGCCAACUUGACUUUAAGGUGGUCUCACUGCUGGACCUUGACCGACAUGAGAUGCACAGAGCCGUGAGUGAGUUCCUGCUGCUGCUCAGCCGUGGAGUCUAUGGGCUGCUGUACUAUGCUGGACAUGGCUAUGAGAAUUACGGCAACAGUUUCAUGGUGCCUAUAGACGCUCCGGACUCGUACACAUCGGACCACUGUCUCUGGGUACAGGACGUGUUACAGCGCAUGCAGGAACGUCAAACUGGCCUCAACGUCUUUCUGCUCGACAUGUGUCGCAAACGAAACCUGAAUGAUGACAUUAUCCAGCAGCCCGGACCGUUAAAAGUCACGGCAAACAUUGUGUUCGGCUAUGCAACAUGUGUCGAUGCUGAAGCGUUUGAGGUGAACAAAGACGAUCUGUCGAACGGGAUCUUCAUGAGUUUUCUAAAGAAGAGGCUAAUGGAGCAGGAUAAGGUCACGGUCAUGCUGGACCGAGUAGCUGAAGAUAUGGGCAGAUGUGUGCUCACCCGCGGGCGACAGGCACUGGAGCUGCGCAGUAACCUGUCUGAGCGACGGGCACUGACUGAUCGUAUUCAGGCGCCCGAAUGCCCGGUUAUGGCGUCAACACGCAACCUACAGUGGUCUAUUGCACACGCCCUGCCAGAGAGUUGUGUUCUUCAGUUUGAUUGUGGUGUGAAGGUGCAGCUGGGAUUUGCGGCUGAAUUUUCCAACAUCAUGAUCAUCUACACUCGGAUACUGGAGACCCCCGGAGAUAUCGUGACCUGCUCCGCCCAGCUGUCUGACUUCACAGAGGGCCCAGAGAUUGACCUUAAAUGUACAAAUCAAGCAAGUCUUAGAGAUGCUGGGAGUUUACUGCUCAUCAUGGACGACCGUCUACCACAAGAGCAACCGCAGCUCUUUACUCGACUCUGUGCUCUGCAAAGACUGAGGAGCGAGCUGUCAUUCACCGUGUGUCUGCACUAUCAGUACGCUAACCUCGACGAAGAGGUGCAUGAAAGGAAAACGGUAACAGUGGGUAAACCUCUGGUCUCCAAACUGAACCUGCAUGAACCACAGCAACUUCACCAAUCACCAACAUCUCUCUCUUCUGAUUUUUACUCUCUCGACAUGCUGUCGUCAUCAUCGUUUGCUCAGGAACCGGAGGCUAAUAUGCCUUCCGUAGAACCUUCUUUAACGGAAUCGGCUGCGUCCUACUAUUACCAGCAUGAAGAGUACUGCACUUCUGAUGUGAGGAGGAUAAAUGAACCAGAAGAGAACUUGGGCCCGGAGUUCUUUCCAUCGGAUGAGCCUUCGGUUUCUAAAAGUUUGCCCUGUGGUGGUGCUGAUAAAACUUUAAAACUUAGCAACUUUCAUUCCCUUUAGGGUAAAUGUGUUGAUGGGCACCACAGCUUGAUUGUACUCAUAAUUAUAGGAGGGAUUUUGCACUUAGUAGCAUGAAGGUCUUAUGUAUGUUGUAUAAAGUCACAGUCUUUUAUUUUAUUACACUAUUUUGUUUUGACUGUUUUGCAUGACUUUAAAAUUAACAUUUGUAUGUGAUUUUAUGUGAUAUGUCACACUAUAUGGCCAAAAGUAUUUGGACACCCUUUCUCAGAUUUGAAUUUGUUUCAGCCACAACAGUUGCUAACAGGUGUAAUAAAUCAUUUAUAGAACAUAAAAUAUGCACUAUAAAUGCUUUUUUUGUUUUUGAUUGCUUUGUUCUGUGUGCUUUUAUUUUCUAAUGAAUCUGACCACACCGCAGUCCAUGCUGCUAAAAAGCAUCUUCAUAUUAUGAUAUUAACAAUAUUGUAUAGUGUUUAAGUAUAUUGCAAUACCUCCUUUUAAUUAAACUGUUAUGACUUUGGGUACUAACAAUGUUUUGUAUCGUCUGUGAGCAUGUGAAAUCGUUCUGAUCAGCAGACUGGAAUGUCUUCUCUGGUGCUGUACGUGUUAAAACAGCUACGGUAUACAGCGACACAGUCAGUUCCACAGUAAACCAGUCCCUUAUAAUGAAAUAAAGGUAGAAUGCACAAAUUA